CCAAGUGAAGUGUGGAGUGUUGACUUCAUCGUUCAGGGGAGGGGCUGGUCUAUUGCCCGGCACUUUCUGAAUUGGCAUCUCUCUUUUCCCUUCAUGCAACUGUCACUCUUGCCAUUCAUUCUCGACCGCGACCGUCAGCUUAUAAUGUAGAAAACCACGAGGGGAAUUGCGAGCUGAGAAUCCUGCCUGUAAACUGCCCCACGAUUCGAAGAAUACUCUUACAGUCCUCGGACCGUGUAGAAGUCGUCAAAAGUUAGAACCGUCGUUGAGUUUCUUCAGGCGUCGUAGGGAAGUAAACGAAGAUCGAUUUGUGAGUUGGUGGGAUUGGAAGAACGUCCGUCGGGUGCAAUGAAAUUACGCGUCAACUCUGGAAGAAUACAUCUCUGGCUUCACAUAUAGAACACAUUCCUCCCUCACCCUCGGAGCCGGCCUCAGUCUAUCCUUUUCUGCUAUGUGCACGAGGCUCGGAGUCGGCCUUGAGAUUGCUUGAUGGGACCUUCUUCUUCGUCUCUUCCAACAUCGACUUCCGACAGCAAGUUUGAGGAUAAGAAACUAAAUGAUCAUGUGUACGAAAUUAGAGCUCCGCAGUCUCCCGAUGCGGAGAUAGUAUUCUUCCACGGUCUUCCGAUAGAUUUGUCGGAUGCAACAAAUGCUUUUUGGAAAACGUGGACGCAGAGGGUCAGAAAAAACUCAAAGGAAAAGGGUGAGUUGGGUGAGUGGUCACCCUCUGACAACUUCUGGCCGGAUACAAUGCUUCCGGCAUAUGUAAACGAAGGAAACACGGGUAAGCCUAUCAACCUUCGCGUGCUCGCCGUGACGUAUGACAGCAGGCCAAAAUUACCGUCGGACAUCGGAGUUGCAGGGGCUGAUGAUUAUAUUCUGUCGGAAAAUCUCGUCAGUGAUUUGAUUUUGAAUCCCAGAGUUCGUGUAGCUGGUGUGGGUCAACAAUCCGAUGUUCCGGUGUUUUUGGUCGGCCACGAUCUGGGGGGGAUCAUGAUAAAGCAUUUGAUACUUUGCGUGGAACGAAAGUGUAGUGUAGAUGCGGGCGAUGCGAAAGAGAAACUCACCAAGUUCCUCACGAAUCUGACGUCAGUGUUUUUCUACUCCACACCCCACCAUGGGUCAGCCCCCAUCGAAAGACUGAUGAACGAGAUACCGCCUGACAACAAGAGUCCUCUCCUUACAUUCAUGAAAGUGCUGGGUAAGGAAAUGGCCAGGGUGAAUCAAAGGUUUCUCCAGUACCGAGGAGGAAAAGAGAGUAAUGGCGGACGAAGGUUCGGGACGUUUGCCUUAAAUGCAGCUUGUCCCACCACACAGGGCAUUUUCGUGGAGGAGCAAAUCUGUCCAGAGGGAAGUGCAAGAAUUGAUAUCGACAUCUAUUACACUGUUCCAGAAGCCAAUCAUUAUCAAGUGUGCCAACCCAAGGCUAUGCACAACAAUAGCAUAGGGAUGCUUGGUUCGAACAUCGCCGAGGUCGUGGAUAAAAUCAGGGAAAGAGCUGCAGCCAAAGAUCUAAACAUCAGCCAAAGAUAUGAAAGUUUGAAAUUAUUUUUAGAGGGAAACAAUCAAAACAGGCCCCGAAUAGAACCUGGAGCUCGAGGAUAGCUGUUGGUGUAAGCAUAGCAUAGUCUACGGGGGCAGGGAACAAUUUUCUCAGCUUCCAUACAUUGGUUCUCUGCAAGAGAUCUUGAAGAGAGAUGAAUAUAGGAGAGCAUCAAGAAGGGAAUAAGAACCUUCUGUCGGUCGUUGGAUGGUAGGAAAGUGUACAAAUUUGCAUUGUUGGGAAGAAAUUGAAAUACAGAUGUAACGAAUUCGAAGAUCUAUCUACAGCUCG
This is a messenger RNA of Marchantia polymorpha subsp. ruderalis, 1834 nucleotides long. The record is from the annotation of a GenBank genome assembly. Lineage: Eukaryota; Viridiplantae; Streptophyta; Marchantiopsida; Marchantiales; Marchantiaceae.